Molecule: messenger RNA, 2166 nt
Organism: Hippocampus zosterae (dwarf seahorse)
Lineage: Eukaryota; Metazoa; Chordata; Actinopteri; Syngnathiformes; Syngnathidae
Gene: ube2g1a
Product: ubiquitin-conjugating enzyme E2G 1a (UBC7 homolog, yeast)
Exons: 6
Coding region: 156-668 (170 amino acids)
Biological process (GO): proteasome-mediated ubiquitin-dependent protein catabolic process; protein polyubiquitination
Molecular function (GO): ubiquitin conjugating enzyme activity
Source: RefSeq, a predicted model, not a curated record
AGAGAGAGAACUGCAGCGAAAGGCAACGAAGAAGAAGAAGAAGAGAUGUCGCGAGUGCUAAACGGAAAAUAAGCGCACUGUGCAGUUAACGAGAAUAAAACGCUGUUACCUCGGCAUAUUACUGUUCACAAUAGCUGCAUCACAUUGGCUAAACUAUGACAGAGCCUCAAUCAGCGCUGUUACUCAGGAGACAGCUCGCAGAGCUGAAUAAAAACCCGGUAGAAGGAUUCUCAGCUGGCCUGAUUGAGGAUAAUGAUUUGUACAGAUGGGAAGUUCUUAUCAUUGGGCCACCGGACACGCUUUAUGAAGGUGGUGUGUUUAAAGCUCAUCUGACGUUUCCCAAAGACUACCCUCUCAGGCCACCUAAAAUGAAAUUUAUCACAGAUAUUUGGCACCCUAAUGUUGACAAGAACGGCGAUGUAUGUAUUUCUAUUUUACACGAACCCGGGGAGGACAAGUAUGGUUAUGAAAAACCAGAAGAGCGCUGGCUUCCCAUCCAUACAGUUGAAACUAUUAUGAUUAGUGUUAUCUCCAUGCUGGCAGACCCAAAUGGCGACUCGCCAGCCAACGUCGAUGCAGCAAAAGAGUGGCGGGAGGACAGGCAUGGAGCAUUUAAAAGAAAAGUUGCACGCUGUGUACGGAAAAGCCAAGAGACUGCGUUUGAGUGACAUGUAGCAAGGAUCUCGAUUCAUGUUUUCGGGGUCUGCAAUUGAAAUUCAACAUGGCACUGUUUCCUGCACUCUUCCACCAUUUUGCCAGGCUCGUCGUCCUUUUAUUUUGGCAGGAAGACUAUGACUGGCUCCUCUAAGCUGCAAUAGAACAUUAGAGUGACUACCACGGCUGACAAGACAACCACCAAGCAAGUGCCAACUGAACAUUAAAAAACAAAACAAAACAAAAAAAAACAACACUUUGCAAGUCAAUGAACUGCUUCAACAUUCAGGAAGAUAUUGUAAAGACAUGUAUAUAGCACAGACUAAACCGGAUAAUAUAUAAGAUCCCUCUCCAUACAUCAUGCACUUAGUCUUACUGAAUCACGCUGGCUCUGAUUUAUUUUACCCUUUUCCCCGCUCCAACACGUGCUCCAUUAUUAUUCGAAUUAUUGUUAUUUUUCAACAGAUGGUCUUAAAUUGCGGAUCGGACUGUUGCGAAGGACUUGAUUGGUUCAAGCACGCCAAGUUUUGUCAUUUCUAGAUCAGCCAUAUUUGGUGUUUGUCAUGGAUUCCCAAAACAUUUUUGACAACCUAACUUUAAAUGUGUUGAUAGUAAUAUUGGGUUUUAUUUCGCUAUUAAAAGUCUUAUCAUCCCAUUCUUUUAUCAAUAAACAAAGCAACAUACGUUUUCAUUUUGUGCAUGCACAAUUGUUUUUUUUAUGGGUCUUUUUGUAAAAGUGCCUCCAGAUAAAAAUGCUUGGCCACAUCAUCCUGCAUUGAGCAAGUAGUAAAUGAAAUGUUGGAAAUCAAUGGAAAAUGCUGUAUUUGCAGUGUACAAAUUGGUCUGAUAACCAGCACACACAGUAUAGUGAUGCUAUUGUUCCCAAUUUAAUGUAGCAAUAAAUCUCCUUAUAUGAAGUGUAGUCUUGUACACGUGGUACAAUUUAAGGUCCUCCAAAAAUUUGCUCUUUUAGUGGCUGCUCUGUUUUUUUGGGGUCAGUGUCAUCCAUAGUAGGAAUUGUUGCAUGCUCGUCUUUCUUUUUCUGUUUAUUUUAUUUUUGUUUCUGGCAUUUUGUUUGUGAAUGUUUGUCCAUACGGUGUAUGUGUUCAUAUCGUUGUGCUCUUCUUUCAUCAAAUCCAACCUCGUUAUUCUGCUCACUUGAAAGGUUGCAGUUUUUGGCUCAAGUACAAAGACAAAAUACUGAUGGGUAUUUUUUAUGUUAUGAAACCUGUCACCUGUUGUGAGCUCUUCAAUUAUAUUGUGCCCCCCCCCCCCAAAAAAAUUGCGUGUUAAAUUCAGUCUUUUGUGUUCUGGGCCCUUCAUAAAUAGCAUAUCUGUUCUGAGAAAGUUAGCGGAAGCUUUUCCUGGAAGCAAAUCUAAUUGCCUCGCUUCCAUUUCCAGUAAGUUAUUAUUGCCAUACUCCAGGGGUGUCCAAACUACAGCUCAAGGGCCCUUUGUGGCCUACGCCAUUUCCUAUAAAUGACAUUUGAUACAGCCCGCUUGGUUAAAGUU